This is a messenger RNA of Bicyclus anynana (squinting bush brown), 903 nucleotides long. RefSeq names its product prisilkin-39 (gene CPG14). The record is from RefSeq and is a predicted model, not a curated record. The transcript is spliced from 2 exons. Bases 139 to 777 code for a protein of 212 amino acids. NCBI's taxonomy places the organism in Eukaryota, Metazoa, Arthropoda, Insecta, Lepidoptera, Nymphalidae.
CGUAACCAAUAUUCGUCCUCGCCGGCCACCGGAUGGCCUAAAGUAAAAGUAGACGGCAGAAUCUUCGCUAUAAAAGCGGUUGGGCACUCCAAGAGCCAUCACACAACCUCCAACACUCACUGAGUUCAUACAACAAACAUGGCAAAGUGGAGCAUUAUUGCCCUCGCGCUGGUCGGCUGCGCCGUGGCCGAGCCUCCGGUAGGCUACAGCUAUUCCGCGCCAUCUUCUCACCUGAUAAUUGGCGGCGGAUCAGGCCACGGCUCUCCCUUAGCCAGCGGCGGACACUACACCUCAGUCCCAGUCGGUCACCAAACCUCAGAAGGCUACCACAUCGACCCUCAUCUACUCGACAAAAUCAGACACAUCAUCCUUAAGGACGAAAUCCAAAACCAGGCUUACCAAUCAUCCAUCGGAGGUGGACACGGUCAUGGCCACGGUAUCUCCUCAUCCUACGGACCCCCUGCUCCAGUAUACGGGGUUCCCCACGACAGAAUCGUAGGCGUAGAACUCGAGUCUCUCCAACAAGGUAUCCAAGUGGCGCAAUACCACCAGGCUGAGGAAGGUUACGGCGGUUACUCUGGCGGUUACGCCGGUGGUUACGCCGGUGGCUACUCCAGCGGUGGUUACUCCAGCGGCGGCUACUCCAGCGGUGGUUACUCCGGCGGUCACGGCUCCAUCUCAUACAGCUCUCCGUCCGCCCAUUACACCACCAUCGGCGCCCCCUCAGGCUCCUACGGCGUCCCGUCCCCGUCAGGCUCAUACGGUGUCCCGCAUUAAACGAACGAAACUUAGUCAUCUCAUUUCAUUAAUGUUAUGAAACUCAUGUGAUUGCAUUAGACGUUAACUGUAUUAUAUUUGUUAUUAAUAUAAGUUUUCUGUAAAUAAAAAUCUACCUUUUUUGUA